AUGCUCAUGAACUCCCUUGCCUCCAUCCAGGCCGCUGGCGUUUACACGGCCAACACGGUGCCGAUUGAAAAGAAGUACGGCAUGCCCGCCUCGGCCAACAACGGCGCGGGCACGGCCGCCCCCGGCGGAACCAAGGCAACGACUGCCACCAACAACGAUGAUGCUGGUGGUGGUGGUGGUGACGGUGGCGCAAGCCCGGAGAAGGAUGCGCCACCAACCAACCAACAAAGUACCGGCGAGAGCGAAGAAACGGGGCAACAACGACCGAUAAAACGCGAACCGACAGAGUAG
Messenger RNA from Beauveria bassiana ARSEF 2860, 291 nucleotides. RefSeq lists its product as uncharacterized. The transcript is spliced from 2 exons. The record is from RefSeq and is a predicted model, not a curated record. NCBI's taxonomy places the organism in Eukaryota, Fungi, Ascomycota, Sordariomycetes, Hypocreales, Cordycipitaceae. Bases 1 to 291 code for a protein of 96 amino acids.